CAAUACCAACUAUAACAUUGAACAGCUGUUCAAGACGAUCACAAACAACCAGUUUGACAAGGUCUAAAUCAUAUUUUUUUAACACGCUUAUUUUAUACAAAUAUAAAACCUCCACCUCUUAACUAAGAACGGGUACUUCUAUUUCUAUCAACAUAAUCCCCAGAAAAACCUAAUUACGUAUCAGUUAUAUCAGCUUAUAUAGCCACGUUUCACAUAAAACGAAAAAAUCUAAAUUAAAACAUGAAAAUUUUCAUUAUAGUAAAUUAAUUUUAGUAGGUAUACCUCGUAAAUUUUGGUACAAUUCAUACAACUUUUUUAUUUAUAAUUAAUACAAUAAAUAUUAUUUAAACAGUAUUUACAUUAAGUUUGAAAUAGUAUCCUUGUGGUAAUAAACUAGUUUUUUGGACACAAGGUACUGUCUACUAUUGAAAUAUUUAAUAACCCAUCUUAAAUAUUCACUCUUUAGCUUUUCUAACAAUUUAGAAAGUAAACUAGUUAUAUGAUCUCUUUGAGCAGCUGAGAAAUCUUUGCACAGAAAUAACAGCAAUAUCUGAAUUCAAUUCAAAUUGGUCGCGAUACUGAAUUUACCAAGUCGUUUACACCCUUUAAAAUUAAUUGAAGGAGCCAUACCAAAGUUAACAUUACUGCUGUGAAAUUUUAAAACAUGAUUGACAAGGAUGUAAUAGUCGGUUGUAAUCGAAAUUAUGACCAAAAAGCGUUACUAGCACAAUUAUUUGCUGUUAUAACUCAAAGUUUGCUGCUUGUUAAUUUGGGAAUGGAAAUAAUGAUGCCUACGCUGGUACUUGGUGAAUUGUAUAAAAAUAGUAACAUUGGCUUUUCUUUAACUGAUACUGAAGCCUCUUGGUAUGGAAGUAUUUUGUUUGUCUGUCAACCACCCGGUAGCUUCAUCGCAGGAUUUUUACAAGAGAAGAUUGGAAGAAAACGCUGUAUGAUUCUAGCAAUCGUUCCCAGUUUUAUCGGCUGGAUACUGCUGUACUUCUGUUACUCUUCUACGAUGCUCUUUAUAGCUACAGUGUCGAUGGGGUUAGGCAUAGGGUUUUGCGAGGCACCUGUUUUCUCUUAUAUUGGAGAGGUAACAGAGCCUAGACUCAGAGGACAAAUGUCUUCAUUGGCUAGCGCCGGAGUCAUGUUUGGCGCCAUAAUAAACUCCUCAUUGGGAUUCUUUUUUGGUUCAAGAAUUACAGCAUUAAUAAGCUUAAUAAUUCCAAUAAGUUGCGUUUGUCUUAUUUGUAUGAUACCAGAAUCACCAAUAUGGUUUUUGACCAAAGGUCGAACUGAAGAUGCUAGAAAAUCAUUAUGCUGGUUAAGAGGUUGGGUUUAUCCUUCAGAAAUUGAAGAAGAAUUCAAUGAAAUAGUCCGUUACGUCGAGUUAUCUGGAAAUAAAAAUGAAAAUAAAAUUCAAAACGACGUCAAGAUGACCUCGAAAAUAGCGAUGUUUAAAAAUCCCAUGGUUUAUAGACCAUUAAGAAUGCUGCUAUUAUUUUUUAUGUUCUCUCAAUUACUCAGUAUUAUCCCUGUCAGACCAUAUAUAAUGAAUUUAUUGACUGAAGUUGGUUUAGGGAAAAAUCAAACCUUAAUAGUGAUGUUUUUGUCAAUAUCACAAAUCAUUCCAUGUAUCAUGACGACUAUGCUUGUUAAAAUAGUUGGAAAACGAUUUUUAGCAUUAUUUGCAUUGUCAGCAAACACAAUGAUCUUAUUAGCAUUUGGCGUCUACCUGAUAUUAAUAAAAGCUGGAAUAUUUACAAGCAUUCCAUGGAUAUUCUUUUUGUUGAUAUUCGCCAUUUAUUUUUUCGCUUAUACCUUAAUAGCUGUACCGUGGAUGGUGAUCAGUGAAAUAUAUCCAAAUAAUGUUCGAAGUGUUGCAACUGGAAUAUCAUCAGCGUUUUCCUACAUUUUAAUGUUUUUAUGGGCAAAGUCAUAUCUAAGUAUUGAAGAAUUUUUAUCUCUUGAAUAUACUAUGAUUUUAUUUGGUUCAAUUGGAAUAAUUGGAAUAUUUUACUUAUAUUUCAAUUUACCGGAAACAGAAAAUAAAACUUUAAUGGAAAUUGAAGACUAUUUUAUUUCAAAGAAAAAAAAUCAUUCAAUAAAUGACGAUAUAAAAAUGUAAUGAAAUCAACGUGAAUAUUUUAGUAAUUUAUCAUUAUAAACUAUUACUGUAAUGUUAAGUAAAUUUUUUGUAUUGUGUAUUUUAUGAUGUUAAAAAAUAGACUAAAGGCAAUUUAUACAUUGAAAAAUUAUAUUAUUAGUUAAACUUUUUUAUUAAUUUAUAAUUUUAGAUAACUAUUUACAAACUAAAAGUGUAAGUCAUAUUCCUUAUUUACUUGAUACGUACAAUGACCACCUAAUUUUACUUUAUGUAUUUUAUACUUUGACUUGUGUUUUAGUUAAAUUAAUUUUGCUAAAUGUAAAACAAUUAUUUUAGAUUAAAUUUUUUAUAAAUGUUUUUAAUUGAUUUAUUAAUAUUUGAAUAUGCAAUUUUUAAUAAAAGAAAUA
Messenger RNA from Daktulosphaira vitifoliae (grape phylloxera), 2514 nucleotides. RefSeq names its product facilitated trehalose transporter Tret1-like. The record is from RefSeq and is a predicted model, not a curated record. Gene Ontology annotation, cellular component: membrane. Bases 665 to 2128 code for a protein of 487 amino acids. Lineage: Eukaryota; Metazoa; Arthropoda; Insecta; Hemiptera; Phylloxeridae. The transcript has 8 exons. Gene Ontology annotation, biological process: transmembrane transport. Gene Ontology annotation, molecular function: transmembrane transporter activity.